Molecule: messenger RNA, 2098 nt
Organism: Epinephelus fuscoguttatus (brown-marbled grouper)
Lineage: Eukaryota; Metazoa; Chordata; Actinopteri; Perciformes; Serranidae
Product: UDP-glucuronosyltransferase 2A2-like
Exons: 2
Coding region: 151-1731 (526 amino acids)
Molecular function (GO): UDP-glycosyltransferase activity
Source: RefSeq, a predicted model, not a curated record
CCAACACCCUCUGAGCUGCUUUAACCAUUGGAGCCGGACGACAAUCAGUCAGAGAGCCAUUUGCUGUGAGGGAGGCUGGAUGUGCAGACAACAAGCUGGUGCUGACAGGUGAAAUCCGUUGACCUGGCUGCUCCCGAAUCUUUUUCAGAAAUGUACCGACCGAUCUUAGCGGCACUUGUGGUGCUGCUCUGCUCUUCACCCUUGGUAAAUGGAGGGAAAGUCUUGGUGUUCCCCUUUGAUGGAAGCCACUGGAUCAACAUGAAAGUCCUCGUUGAGGAGCUUCAUUCAAAGGGUCAUAAAAUCACAGUGGUAAGGACAUCAGACAGCUGGUACAUCCAGCCGGAGUCCCCGUUCUACAAGUCCAUCACUGUGGAAUUGCCUGCUGGUUUUGAUGAGGGACGCAUGGAGUCAUUUGCAACCAGAAUGAUGAACCUACGACGGACAGGUGCUUCACUUUGGACUCUUAUAUCUCUGGAGUAUGAAAUGGUGGAAAUGUUCUAUCAGAUGCAAGCUCUGGUGGUUCAGAUGGUGGGGGGGAUGUUUGAAAAUACCAAACUAAUGCAGAGCUUCCGCGAUGCCAAAUAUGAUGUGGUUUUGACAGACCCUGCAGCUGGUGCAGGGGUGCUUCUGGCUCACCGUCUGGGUCUUCCAAUUGUCCUCAAUGUGAGGUGGAGUGUUCAAGGUGAGGCCCAUCAUGCAAUUGCACCUUCCCCACUCUCCUAUGUCCCAAUAGCAUUGUCAGAGCUGACUGACAAGAUGACCUUUCCCGAGAGAGUCAAGAACGUCUUUUGCUAUUUCUUCUUAUGUUUACAAGUUUGGUACAUCGCAGACCAGAACUACAAACCAUUUGUUCAUCGUUACUUUGGUAAAGAUGUACACUACAUGGAGCUGUUUCAGGCAGCAGACAUCUGGCUGAUGAGGAAUGAUUUUACCUUUGAGUUCCCACGACCCACAAUGCCAAACAUCGUCUACAUGUCAGGCUUUCAAUGCAAACCCUCCAAGCCCCUGUCGAAAGAAUUAGAGGACUUUGUCCAGAGCUCUGGUGAGCACGGCGUCAUCGUUAUGACAUUGGGAACCCUGGUGGCAAAACUUCCUGAUGACAUUGCGGACGAAAUUGCUGCAGCUUUCGCCCAGCUUCCUCAGAAGGUGCUCUGGAGGAACAAAGGCAAAAAACCAUCCACCCUCGGCAACAACACCUUGAUCUUGGACUGGCUGCCCCAAACUGACCUCCUGGGUCACCCCAAGACCAGAGUGUUUGUGACCCAUGGAGGCACCAAUGGAAUACAGGAGGCCGUCUACCAUGGUGUCCCUCUGGUCGGCCUACCCCUCAUGUUCGACCAGCAUGACAAUUUCUUCAAGAUGAAAGUAAGAGGUGUGGCCAAAGUCCUGGACAUUGCAACUGUGAACAGAGACAACUUCCUGGAGGCGCUGAAGGAGGUACUCUAUGACCCAACCUACAGGGAGAAAGUGAAGGCGCUGUCCAACCUGCAGAGAGACCAGCCCAUGGAACCACUGGACCGGGCCAUGUUCUGGAUCGAGUUUGUCAUGAGGCACAAAGGAGCAACACAUCUGAGGACAGAGUCUUACAAGAUGUCCUGGAUCCAGUACCACUCAAUUGAUGUGAUGGCGUUUCUGCUGGCAGUUGUUUUACUAGUAUUUGCUGUUUUCAUUUGUGCGGUUAAAUUUUUGUGGCGAAGAGUGUUUUCUGGAAGCAAAGUCAAAAAGGAAUGAUGAAUGUGAAGAGUUCUGCUCUGUAUUUAGAGUUACAGUUUGGUAAAACGUUAAAGCUCGAGUCAAAUCAGCCACCUUUAAUCCAUAUCCACGAUUCUUCUGACUAUUUUGCUGUUUUUUGAGUAGAAUUUUUCUUCCUGUUUUUCAUUUUUGAGGUUACUGAAACAAAUGUUCAUGCUUAGUUUGCUAAGUAUCCAGUUCUGUGUCAAACAUCUUAAAAUUUGUUAUCAUUUUAUAUCUAAAUGAUUUUUUUGCACAAAAAAAGAAAAUAAUAAACCAUACAACUGUAUGUGUUUAUUGGAAUGCAUAUACACUGAAUAUUUUGUGUAAGCUGGGUACUGAUUCUGUUAAAUAAAGAACAACUUAA